Messenger RNA from Lampris incognitus (smalleye Pacific opah), 2748 nucleotides. RefSeq names its product nei-like DNA glycosylase 1 (gene neil1). NCBI's taxonomy places the organism in Eukaryota, Metazoa, Chordata, Actinopteri, Lampriformes, Lampridae. Bases 1319 to 2620 code for a protein of 433 amino acids. The transcript is spliced from 10 exons. Gene Ontology annotation, molecular function: zinc ion binding; DNA-(apurinic or apyrimidinic site) endonuclease activity; DNA N-glycosylase activity. Gene Ontology annotation, cellular component: nucleus. The record is from RefSeq and is a predicted model, not a curated record. Gene Ontology annotation, biological process: base-excision repair.
GCCUUAUUGUACAACCAGUAAGCCAUUAACUAUGAGUUUUCCCUCUAUAACCUCAGAAGUAUUGCUUAUUAGUAGUACCAUCUCAAUAUGCUUCGCUUAGUAUGGACUUUAUAAGGUGGUGGUACCACAAGAAGAGUUAUUCUCCCUUACUAGCACUUAAUGAAUAUGAUCUGUUCUUACAUAACAAAACACAAAACUACAAGUGUUCAUAGUGUUAAAUUACUCUAAAUUAAGUUUUUGUUACUUAGAAUAUGUUCCCCAUACUAAAGUGACAUCUUGAUCAUUACUAAUUCACUAGUAAUUAAGUUUUUGUUACUUAGAAUAUGUUCCCCAUACUAAAGUGACAUCUUGAUCAUUACUAAUUCACUAGUAAUUGUUUUUGUUACUUAGAAUAUGUUCCCCAUACUAAAGUGACAUCUUGAUCAUUACUAAUUCAUUAGUAAUUAAGUUUUUGUUACUUAGAAUAUGUUCCUCAUACUAAAGUGACAUCUUGAUCAUUACUAAUUCACUAGUAAUUAAGUUUUUGUUACUUAGAAUAUGUUCCCCAUACUAAAGUGACAUCUUGAUCAUUACUAAUUCACUAGUAAUUGUUUUUGUUACUUAGAAUAUGUUCCCCAUACUAAAGUGACAUCUUGAUCAUUACUAAUUCAUUAGUAAUUAAGUUUUUGUUACUUAGAAUAUGUUCCCCAUACUAAAGUGACAUCUUGAUCAUUACUAAUUCACUAGUAAUUAAGUUUUUGUUACUUAGAAUAUGUUCCCCAUACUAAAGUGACAUCUUGAUCAUUACUAAUUCACUAGUAAUUAAGUUUUUGUUACUUAGAAUAUGUUCCCCAUACUAAAGUGACAUCUUGAUCAUUACUAAUUCACUAGUAAUUAAGUUUUUGUUACUUAGAAUAUGUUCCCCAUACUAAAGUGUUACCAUGACAUCCUCAUAUCGUUGUCCUGUUGCAAUUCCUACAUAUCCCAUAAUCCAUUGCGGCAGUUGGCUCCGCUGUCCCAACAAUGUCCCUUACCUUUUAAUGCAGCCGGGAACGUACGAGUGGAAUAAUACCCCGGCUUUUACGAUUCGUUGCACGGCGUGACAACAUUUAAACGGAGCAAAAGAUGGAGCAACGACCGAAAUCCGUGUCUUAGGUCGGCCAUUGCCGAACGAGUUACGUUACACAACGAGCUCGUUACGCAAGCUGUUUAGUAACAAUCCCACGUGCGGGGGGGUUUUUAAACCGGGCACCGUCGCAGACGCGCACGUUCCAUCUUCCGCGCGCAGGUUGGCCAGCUUUGCUUUGUUUUGCAAGAGCGGGUCAGCGGUUAGAGCACAAUGCCGGAGGGACCGGAGCUCCACCUGGCCAGCCUGUUCGUCAACAGGGUGUGUAGCGGAGUGGUGUUCACGGGACCGGUCCGAAAGUCCGAGGUCAGCAAGAGCCCCGACGUGCCCUUCACCUGUGACGCAUACCGCGUCACGGCCUCGUCCAGGGGGAAGGAAGUGAAGCUCACGCUGACGCCCGUCAAGACUGACGGCAGCACGCCGGGAGUCGAGGCGAGGCCGGCGGACCGGCCCAUGGACAUUGUGUUCCGCUUUGGCAUGUCGGGCUACUUCCGGUUCACCGCCGAGGACGAGCUUCCCAAGCACGCGCACCUGCGUUUCCGUUCCAGCGAGAAGCCCUGCCGAGUGCUGAGUUUCGUGGACGCGCGCAGGUUCGGCAGCUGGGUACCGAAUGGCACCUGGCAGACCGACCGAGGGCCCUGCAUCAUGUUUGAGUACAAGAGCUUCAGAGAGAACGUCUUGUCACACCUGUCAGACCGUGCCUUUGAUAGGCCCAUUUGUGAAGUUCUACUGAAUCAGAAAUACUUCAACGGUAUCGGGAACUACUUGAGAGCCGAAAUUCUUUUCAGAUUGAACAUCCCACCCUUUGUGCAGGCAAGGACCGUGUUGGAAGGCCUCGAGUCAGAAGAUCCGUUUGUAAAAGGGGAGCCUAUGAAAGAGGAGUCUGCAGACACAAAGACCUCUCACAGGAACUCAAAGAAAAAACUGGAAGUGGAGACUGCUGACCUGCUAAGAUUGUGUCAUACUGUUCCUCUGGAGGUAGUGAACUUAGGUGGGAAGGGCUAUGAUCCAGAGAAAUCCGACUACUCCGACUUUCAGGCGUGGCUUCGAUGUUAUUAUGUGGAUGGGAUGAAAUCUAUCCGGGACCACAACGGGAGAACUAUGUGGUUCAAAGGGGAUCCUGGCCCCAUGGCACCAAAAGAUCAGAUUUCUUGCAUCCCAUUAACCUCCAUAGAUUCCAAAUCACCCAAGGCCAAGAAGAGGAUAAAGAAAGAGGAUGACCACGAUUACGUCGGGAAGAAAAAGGUGCCCAGACGUCGCUCUAAAAGCACCACAAAGGAAAAUGCUGUCAAAUCACAGAUGGGGACAAACAAGGAAAAAGUUGAGCCUCUGAGGGGAACGAGAUCUAAGAGACGGAUGUCUGCACCAAAGAAGCAGGAAGACGAUGUGCAUGAAAAUAAACAUCGCACACCACGCAAGAGAAAAUGCAACAGUGCCGAGAAGGCCGAUGGAACGAGGUCGACAGCAGGCCCACAGAGGCGCAGUGCAAGACUGACCAGACACAACAACAAAUAAACAGACUUUUCUCCGCUGGGACAGAUCACAUGAAACCAUUUUAACUUUUUUUUACUAAGAGAUUUUUUUUAAUAAAAAGAUUUUGCAAAACAACUGUAAAUUGAGCGUACUUGUUGACACAAGCCUUG